Messenger RNA from Ailuropoda melanoleuca (giant panda), 2551 nucleotides. It is a transcript of the gene NIBAN3, whose product is annotated as niban apoptosis regulator 3. Bases 186 to 2105 code for a protein of 639 amino acids. The record is from RefSeq and is a predicted model, not a curated record. NCBI's taxonomy places the organism in Eukaryota, Metazoa, Chordata, Mammalia, Carnivora, Ursidae. The transcript is spliced from 15 exons.
CCCCCGACACACACAUUCACACAGAGGCCACGCUCUGGCUUCCCAGGCUUUGGUCUCAGCAGCAUCCAAGCUCCUCACCGGCGGCCCUGCUCCUGGGGUGUCCCUGAUCCCAGAAACCUGGGGGCUGUGGGAGGGGAGGGAGUGUCUGCUUUGCUCUCGAGGGAGCCCCUAGAGACGGCAGCAGGAUGGGUGGGCGGCCCUCCAGCCCCCUGGACAAGCAGCAGCAGCAGCACCUGAAGGGCCAGGUGGACACCCUGCUGAGGAACUUCCUGCCCUGCUACCGCGGGCAGCUGGCCGCCUCUGUCCUGCAACAGAUCUCCCAGGAGCUGGGGCCCCAGGAGCCAGCCGGAUGCCAGCUGAUGCGCAGUAAAAAGCUUCCCCGAGUCCGUGAGCACCGAGGGCCUCUGACUCAGCUUGGGGGUCACCCGCCUCGGUGGCAGCCGAUCUUCUGUGUCCUUCGUGGGGAUGGCCGCCUAGAGUGGUUCAGCCACAGGGAGGAAUAUGAAAAUGGGGGCCAUCCCCUGGGUUCCAUGGCCUUGACAGGGUAUACUGUCCUGACAUCCCAGCGUGAAUAUCUCCACCUAUUGGACACUCUCUGCCCAGUUUCCUCAGGAGAGCGUACCCAGGGAGAGUCUGACCCCCUCCUGGAAAUGCCGGUGCACUUCCCCCUGUUCCUGCAGCACCCCUUCCGCCGGCACCUCUGUUUCUCUGCGGCCACGGGAGAAGUGCAGCGUGCCUGGAGGCUAGCCCUACAAGGUGGCAUCCGGCUUCGUGGCACAGUCCUGCAGCGAAGUCAGGCCCCCGCCGCCCGUGCCUUCCUGGACGCCGUAAGACUCUAUCGGCAGCACCAAGGCCACUUUGGCGACGACGACGUGACCCUGGGCUCGGACGCCGAGGUGCUGACCGGGGUGCUGAUGCGGGAGCUGCUGCCGGCGCUGCGAGCCCAGACCCUGCCCGGCCUGCGGGGGGCCAGCCGCAACCGUGCCUGGGCCUGGACCGAGCUCCUAGACGCAGUGCACGCCGCCGUCCUGGCCGGGGCCUCCGCCGGCCUCCGCGCCUUCCAGCCGGAAAAGGACGAGCUGCUCGCGGUUCUGGAGAAAACCAUCCGGCCCGACGUGGACCAGAUACUGCUGCAGAGAGAGCGCUUGGUGGGGAGGCUGCGGGUCGAGGUCCAGCGCCCUCUGGAGUCGUGCCUGCGCGGGAAGGUGGACGCACAGCUGUCCCUGGUCACGCAAAAGCUGCUGAGCACCACGGAAGCCGUGCUCUUGGCAGUGCAGAGCCUCCUAGCUCAGGGCAUGGACCGCCUGUCCCGCCAUCUGCGUGGGAGCUCCUCUGGCACGCAGCUGCGCAAGGAGAUCCUUGGCCCUGCUUUUCCAUCGAAAAAAAGUUGUUCUCACCUGCCUGCCAUUGGAGCCCAGGUUUACUCAUUUGGGGAGAUGCCGUGGGACCCAGAGCUGAUGCAGACCUGCUACCGUGAGGCUGAGCGAAGCCGGGGGCACCUGGGGCAGCUGGUGGUGCCAGUCGGCUUCUUUGGGACGCAAAGCCUGGUGUUUGGGGCUCAGGAUCUCGCACAGCAGCUCAUGGCCAACGCCGUGGCCACCUUCCUACAGCUGGCGGACCAGUGUCUGACCACAGCCCUCGACUGCACCCAGGCUGCCCAGCGGCUGGAGAAAGUCCGGGGGCGUGUGCUGAAGAAAUUCCAGUCGGACAGCAGCUCGGCGCAGAGGAAGUUCGUCCGCGGGUGGCUGCUCUGCAUAUUCUUACCCUUCGUGCUGCGCCAGCUGGAGGAGGGCUGCAAGGUGGAGCUGCUUGAGUUCGAAGGAGAUGUCCUUGCCGUGGGUAGUCCAGCCCUGACCAUCGAGGGCAUCUAUAAAGACAUUGUCCAGGGGGUCCUGCUGCAGAAGAUCGAUGGAGAAUUGAAAAAGACCCUCGGUGCCAGUGACGUGUCCUGCACACUGGACGGCUGCUCAGAGGCCCCAUGGGACCAGACAGGAGUUGAUGAGGAAGCUGAGGCUCAGAGAAGAACUUGCCCUGGGCAGCCAGGCUCCAGUGCCGAGGUCCAGCGACUCUGCCCACUGCCUCCUCCUGGAACAUUCUGCCGUUGAGUCUUUGGCCACCUUGUCCUCAUUCCCAUUGGUUAAAUGUCUACUAGCGGAAUUUCGGAGUCAAAGCAUAUGCACCAUUUCAAGGCUUUUAUAACCCUCAUACUUCCACCUCAUUCCUCUCCGGAAAAGCUGGGCUUCUUUUUUAUUUUUAACAUUCCCAUCAGCAGCAUUUGUGCAUAUUCUCCAUAUCCUUUCCAAACACUAGAAAUUUUCAUAAAAGAAAAAAAGUCACAUUUCAUUGUUUAGUUUGAAUUUCAUUAAUGAUUAUACUGAACCUAAAAAUAUGUUUAUUGGCCAUUUUUAUGUUUGUACUUUUUUUGUUUUUGUUUUUUUUAAGUGAAUUGCAUGUUCAUGGCUUUUACCUACCUUUCUCUUCAGGAGAUUUUAUCUUUUUCUUAUUGAUCUCUAAAAACUCUUUGUAUAUUAAAGAUAGUAAUGCUUUGUUA